GGCAGGCGCGGUACCUGCCUGGGAGGAGCCGCCGCGCCGCGGGCAGGAAGAUGGCGAGCGUGCAGCUGGAGUUCCAGGCCAGCGCUGGCGAGGCGGACCCGCAAAGCCGCCCGGUGCUGGUGCUGGGCCAGCUGCAGAACCUACACCGGCUGCCGUGGGCUCACGUGCGGGGCAAGCUGCAGCCCAGGGUGACCGAGGAGAUAUGGCAAGCGGCAUUAAAUACUUUGAACCCCAACCCUACCGACAGUUGUCCCCUCUACCUGAAUCAUGCCACAGUAGCUGCUUUACCUUCCCGGGUGAGUCGACAUAACAGCCCGUCUGCUGCUCAGUUCCUGACCCGGGUUAUCCGACCGUGUUUGCCUGGAGGAACCAAGAGAUGCAUCCUUAUGGUGUGUGAGCGCUCAGAAGUCUUUGCUUCAGCUUGUGCCAUAGCUCGGGCCUUCCCACUCUUCACCCUUCGCUCCAGUUCAUCUAGACGUACAGAGAAGAAGACUGUGGUUGUGGAGUUUUUCCUGGUUGGGCAGAACAAUGGCCCAGUAGAGGUUGAGAUGCUGAAAUGUCUAGAAAAUGCUACAGAAGGGGUUAGACUGGCAGCUCGAAUUGUUGACACCCCUUGCAAUGAAAUGAACACUGACAAGUUCCUGGAGGAAAUCAGAAAAGUGGGAAAAGAUUUGGGGAUUGUGCCAACUAUUUUUCAAAAUGAAGAACUAAAGGAGAAAGGAUUUGGAGGCAUCUAUGGGGUUGGAAAAGCAGCUGUUCACCCACCUGCUCUAGCUGUGCUCAGUCAUACUCCAGAAGGAGCCACACAGACUAUUGCCUGGGUUGGAAAGGGCAUUGUCUAUGACACUGGAGGACUCAGCAUCAAAGGAAAGACAACAAUGCCUGGAAUGAAACGAGAUUGUGGUGGAGCUGCUGCUAUUUUGGGUGCCUUCAAGGCCACUGUGAAACAAGGCUUUAAAGACAAUCUUCAUGCUGUGUUUUGCUUGGCU
Molecule: messenger RNA, 989 nt
Organism: Crotalus tigris (Tiger rattlesnake)
Lineage: Eukaryota; Metazoa; Chordata; Lepidosauria; Squamata; Viperidae
Gene: NPEPL1
Product: aminopeptidase like 1
Exons: 8
Biological process (GO): proteolysis
Cellular component (GO): cytoplasm
Molecular function (GO): manganese ion binding; metalloaminopeptidase activity
Source: RefSeq, a predicted model, not a curated record